Microthlaspi erraticum is the source of this 729-nucleotide messenger RNA. The record is from the annotation of a GenBank genome assembly. NCBI's taxonomy places the organism in Eukaryota, Viridiplantae, Streptophyta, Magnoliopsida, Brassicales, Brassicaceae.
AUGCCAAAGACCUAUUGGCCGUAUGCGUUUGCUACUGCGGUGUAUUUAAUCAACCGGAUGCCUACAGAGGUGCUCAACAAUGACUCUCUAUAUGCGAAACUCUUUGACCAGCCGCCGAAUUACCUCAAACUCCGUGUAUUUGGAAGCCUCUGUUUUCCAUGGCUUAGGCCGUACACAAAUCACAAACUCGAUGAUCGAUCUGCGGCGUGUGUGUUUGUUGGCUAUUCUCUUUCCCAAAGCGCUUAUCUCUGUCUUCACGUUGCUACCGGUCGUGUGUACACGUCUCGACAUGUUCAGUUUGUGGAAUCAAGCUUCCCUUUUGCCGUGACUCCGUCGGAUCUCUCUCCCGCAUCGGAAGAAAAUCCCAACGAUUCCACCUCCACUCUUGUUCCUCUCACUCCUGCGCCACUCGUAUCAGCUCCACCACAACUCGCGCCCCUGAUCUCAGACCUUCACCAUUCACACCCAUCGUCUGCUACAGAACCUGGAAAUCGUGUAAACGAUGACCAUGGAGAUCUGUCUCAUCGAUUGGGCCAGCCAGGUAAUUCUACAGGCCCUUCUAGAGUUUCACAUACUUUAGAUCCAUCACCUCCAGGCCCAAAUACAAACCCACCAACUCUUCAGCCCACAAACACUCAGCCCACAAAUAUCAAUGCCUCAUCUUCUUCCACCACGACACAACCUCCACCUCCACCGGAAAACGUUCAUGCAAACUCGCCGCAAAAAUAA